Colletotrichum spaethianum is the source of this 351-nucleotide messenger RNA. Its product is annotated as ribosome assembly protein 4. The record is from RefSeq and is a predicted model, not a curated record. Lineage: Eukaryota; Fungi; Ascomycota; Sordariomycetes; Glomerellales; Glomerellaceae. Gene Ontology annotation, cellular component: preribosome, large subunit precursor. The transcript has a single exon. The coding region runs from base 1 to 351 and encodes 116 amino acids. Gene Ontology annotation, biological process: ribosomal large subunit assembly.
AUGGCCGCCACCACCGCCGCAUCCCGGGAGUUCGCCGCCUUCUACCUCCAGCGGACGACCCAGGAGUUCGCCGAGGACCUCGACAAGGUCCGCGAGGCCGACGACUUCAAGGCCGACUCGGUGCCCUUCCUCGUGCACGCCCUGCAGCAGGGCACCGCGCUGUACUCAGCCCGGGACCAGGAGCGCGUCGUUAAGCCUGCCCCCGCUGCUGCUGCUGCGGCCGCGGAGGAUGAGGAUGUGGACAUGACGGAGGCGGCGGCCGACGAGGCUGCAGAGGAGACGGGGGCCAAGAGCGGAAAGAAGGAGAAGAAGGACAAGAGCAAGAAGAAGAAGAAGGCGACCUCCGGCUGA